This is a messenger RNA of Drosophila bipectinata, 1832 nucleotides long. RefSeq names its product Hormone receptor 51 (gene Hr51). Gene Ontology annotation, biological process: anatomical structure development; cell differentiation; positive regulation of transcription by RNA polymerase II. Gene Ontology annotation, molecular function: RNA polymerase II cis-regulatory region sequence-specific DNA binding; zinc ion binding; nuclear receptor activity. NCBI's taxonomy places the organism in Eukaryota, Metazoa, Arthropoda, Insecta, Diptera, Drosophilidae. The record is from RefSeq and is a predicted model, not a curated record.
AUGUCCUUUUUAUUUUUUGUAGAGUUACACAGCCCCCAGCGACAUUGUUAUACCCCGCCGCCAGCCCCGAUGCACGGACAGCCGCCUCCGCCGACAGCAGCGGGAGUGGGGCCGCCCCCACAGCAGCCACCUCCUCUGCCCGCCGUUCCCACUGGGCCGGCGGGUCGAUUGCUAGGCUGGAACCAUAGUGCUGCUGCAGCGGCUGCAGCUGCGGCGGCAGCAGCGGCGGCCAACUCCUCGAAUCACUCCUCGGGCGGAGAACAAAGUGCUCUGACUAGGGUCAAGGGCCAGAAUCUGGGUCUUAUCUGCGUUGUUUGCGGCGAUACUAGUUCUGGGAAGCACUAUGGCAUCCUAGCGUGCAACGGCUGCUCAGGAUUCUUCAAACGCAGUGUGCGAAGGAAACUGAUCUAUCGCUGCCAGGCGGGAACUGGACGCUGCAUUGUGGACAAGGCUCACAGGAAUCAAUGCCAGGCCUGCAGGCUCAAGAAGUGCCUUCAAAUGGGAAUGAACAAGGAUGCGGUGCAAAAUGAGCGACAGCCCCGCAACACGGCCACUAUACGGCCGGAGACGCUGCGGGAGAUGGAGCACGGGCGGGCAUUGCGCGAGGCCGCUGUGGCCGUCGGAGUUUUUGGACCACCCGUGCUACUGUCGCCACCCUGCUACGGAUCCGGACUCCUGCCCCCGCCAUCUCUGGGCAGUUUGCCGACGGGACGGCUGCUGCACCACAACCACCUCACCUCCUCGAUGCAGUUGGCGGCGAAUCACAUGGGAGCCGGCAGUUUUCCCAUGUUCACCGCCGGCGGCGGAGGCGGCGGGGUGCACCACUCGCCUAAGGAAAAGCCCUACGGCCUGGAAUUGGGUAGCAGUGGCAACAUUUCCCACUCGACAAACUCCAGCAGCAAUCACUCCAUCGAUCCCAGUUCUCCGGCGCCGGAGGCCGGCAACGAGAAGAACAAUGCCGGCGGAAGUGUCUCCUCCAUUAGCUCCUCCAGUCCCACAAUGGAAAACGACAAUGAUGACGACUCCAUAGACGUCACUAAUGACGAGGAGCCGCACACGGUCAGCAGGUCCGACUCCAGUUUCAUCAUGCCCCAGUUUAUGUCUCCAAAUCUGUACACCCACCAACAUGAGACGGUCUAUGAGACGAGUGCCAGGCUGCUCUUCAUGGCCGUGAAGUGGGCCAAAAACCUGCCCAGCUUCGCCCGUCUAUCCUUUCGUGAUCAGGUGAUCUUGCUGGAGGAGUCGUGGUCGGAACUGUUCCUGCUCAAUGCCAUACAGUGGUGCAUUCCCCUGGAUCCCACAGGCUGUGCCCUUUUUUCGGUGGCGGAGCACUGUAAUAAUCUGGAGAACAACGCCAAUGGCGACACUUGCAUAACCAAGGAAGAGCUGGCAGCGGAUGUUCGGUCCCUGCACGAGAUUUUCUGUAAAUAUAAAGCAGUCCUGGUCGAUCCGGCAGAAUUCGCCUGUCUCAAGGCCAUAGUCCUCUUCAGGCCGGAGACCCGUGGGCUAAAGGACCCUGCCCAGAUUGAGAAUCUUCAGGAUCAGGCUCAUGUCAUGUUGUCGCAGCACACAAAGACUCAAUUUACGGCCCAGAUAGCCAGGUUCGGAAGACUCCUGCUCAUGCUGCCACUGCUCCGGAUGAUCAGUUCCCACAAGAUCGAGGCCAUUUACUUCCAGCGCACCAUUGGCAAUACGCCCAUGGAGAAGGUGCUCUGUGACAUGUAUAAGAACUAGUUAACUUGUGCUUUAAGUUAUUCAAAUAUUAAAUAAAUAUGUUUUUGUGUCUUGAAUGUUAAUGACAAGAGGAGAGAUUGUUUAUUAGAUAUUUUGUU